Molecule: messenger RNA, 6962 nt
Organism: Fundulus heteroclitus (mummichog)
Lineage: Eukaryota; Metazoa; Chordata; Actinopteri; Cyprinodontiformes; Fundulidae
Gene: tbc1d8b
Product: TBC1 domain family member 8B
Exons: 21
Coding region: 146-3556 (1136 amino acids)
Molecular function (GO): calcium ion binding
Source: RefSeq, a predicted model, not a curated record
UGCCAGCAUUUCUUGUCGACGUGGGAAGCGAAGGGAGGGAUUCGGACACAAACAAAUGUCUCCGGUUCUCCUCGUAGGGGCUUUUUUGACGGGAGACCGUGACAUGUCAGGUGGAUUUACAUGAGAACCCCGUCACGUUGGAAACAUGUGGCUCAAACCUGAAGAAAUCCUGCUGAAAAACGCCUUCAAACUGUGGGUCACCGAGAAGGAUAACGAGUAUUUUGUGCUGCAAAGGAGACGGGGGUACGGAGACGGAGGUGGCGGGCUGACAGGCCUGCUUGUGGGAACUCUGGAUACUGUGCUGGACUCAACAUCCAGAGUUGCUCCUUACCGCAUAUUACACCACACACCAGACUCGCAAGUCUACUGGUCCAUAGCAUGUGGGGUCACCAAAGAAGAGAUCGGCCAGCACUGGGAAUGGUUGCAGCAGAACAUCAUGAGGACCCUCUCUGUUUUUGACUCCACUGAAGACAUCACCAGCUUCGUACAGGGAAAGAUUAGAGGCCUUAUUGCUGAAGAAGGGAAGAGCUCCAUGGUGCUGGAGGAGGAUCCAGAUAAAUUCAGAGAGUCCCUUUUGAGGUUUGAGAAGUGGUUCGAGCUGCCCGCCCAGGAAAAGCUGGUCACAUAUUACUCGUGCAGUUACUGGAGAGGCAAAGUGCCCUGCCAGGGCUGGCUCUACCUCAGCACAAAUUUCCUCUGCUUCUACUCGUACCUCCUGGGAGCUGAGGUGAAACUGAUCAUCUCCUGGGAUGAGAUCUGGAGGCUGGAGAAGACGUCUAACGUAAUCCUGACGGAGAGCAUCCACGUUUUGGCUCACGGGGAGGACCACUACUUCUCCAUGCUGCUGCAUCUCAAUGAGACGUUUGUCAUCAUGGAGCAGCUCGCCAGCUACUCCAUCAAGCGUCUCUUCGAUAAAGAGGCAUUCCAGGGCGAGCCAGCUCUCUCCGACCCCCUACAAGUUACCAAGAGAGGCCUUGAAGCUCACGCAAAGAGUGAGCAAUUCCGGUCGUUUUUCCGGCUUCCCAAGGAGGAAAACCUAUUAGAAGUGCACGAGAGCUUCCUGUGGGUGCCAUUCAGUCACUUUAACACUCUUGGCAAGAUCUGCCUCUCCGAGAACUACCUUUGCUUUGCCAGUCAGGACGGCAGCCAGUGCCACAUCAUCAUUCCAAUGCGCGAGGUCGUCAACGUCGAGAAGCCCGAUCCCAGCAGUCGGGCUUUGACGGUAUGCGUGCGUGGCAAGAGAGCGCUGCGUUUCUCCGAGGUGCGGGACUACCAGCGGCUCGCAAACACGCUCCGCAGCAGGUGCGGGAUCAGCGCCAGCCCACAGCACUCGGCUUCAUCAGAGGCCAUACGAGGCGAAUGUCAGUCGCUCAUAAAUCACUUUGAGGACAACCCAGAGGACGUGACUCUCAUGGUGGGACAGAAGAACACCAGCAAGGCUGUAAGCACUGAGGCCCUCAUGACCGUCUUUCAUCCUCAAGAUGUUGAAAACCUUGAUCCCAAAAUGCUCAAAGAGAAGAUGAAGGAGCAGUCUUGGAACAUCCAUUUCUCUGAAUACGGACGCGGGACUAGCAUGUUUUUCACCAGGAAGACGCGAGACUUGAUUGUCCGAGGCGUUCCCGAAUCCCUGAGGGGAGAGCUCUGGAUGCUGUUUUCAGGAGCUGUGAACGAGAUGGCCACCAACCCCGGCUAUUACACCGAGCUGGUGGAGCAGUCUCUGGGCACCAGCACUCUGGCGACGGACGAGAUCGAAAGGGACUUGCACCGCUCUCUCCCCGAGCACCCGGCGUUUCAGAGCGACACGGGCAUCUCAGCUCUGCGCAGAGUCCUUACUGCCUAUGCCUACAGGAACCCAAAAAUUGGAUACUGCCAGGCCAUGAACAUUCUCACCUCAGUCCUGCUGCUGUACGCGAAGGAGGAGGAGGCUUUCUGGCUGCUGGUGGCGGUCUGUGAGAGGAUGCUGCCGGACUAUUUCAACCGCCGAAUUAUCGGAGCUCUGGUCGACCAGGCCGUGUUCGAGGACCUGAUCAGAGAGAACCUCCCGCAGCUGGUGGAGCACAUGACGGAUCUGAGCUUCUUCUCGUCCGUGUCCUUGUCCUGGUUCCUCACUCUCUUCAUCAGCGUCCUGCCCAUCGAGAGCGCCGUCAACGUGGUGGACUGCUUCUUCUACGACGGCAUAAAAGCCAUUGUGCAGCUCGGCCUGGCUGUGCUGGACUACAACAUGGAGGCGCUCAUCGCCUGCAGCGACGACGCGGAAGCGGUCACCAUCCUCAACAGGUUCUUUGAUAGCGUGACCAACAAAGACAGUCCGCUGCCUCCGACGGUGCAGCAGGCCUCAGCGAGCAACAACGACAAGGCAUCUCACGUCUGCGUGGACAUCAGCGAGCUGAUCCGAGAAGCCUACGAGAAAUAUGGACAUUUCCGAUCGGAGGAAGUCGAGAGUUCACGGAGGCGGAACAAGCUUUAUGUCAUCCAGACACUGGAGGAUACAACCAAACAAAACGUCAUCCGGGUGGUGUCCCAAGAGGUCCGAUUCACCGCCUCGCAGCUUGACGAGCUUUACAACUUGUUCAAAAGGCAGCAUUUCCUCAGCUGCUACUGGACGAUGAGGAGUCCAGCUCUGCUCCACCACGAUCCUAGUCUGGCCUACCUGGAGCAGUACCAGCUGGGCUUCCAGCAGUUCAGCGAGCUGUUCUCCCUGCUCGAGCCCUGGGGGUUUUGCGCCGCCAAGAGCACCCUCUCCCUUUGGGUCUUCCGCCUCAUCGACGAGAACCAGGACGGUCUCAUCAACUUUAAGGAAUUCUGCUGCGCUCUCGAUACCUUAUACGGCGGAUCUUUCACCAAUAAGCUGAAAUUUCUCUUCAAGCUCCACCUGCCACCAGCUUUCACAGGUAGUCCUUUACACUUAAAGGAAGAAAGAGUCCAGCAAUUUCUUCCAGUGACUGAGGACUCCUCUCACUUGACUAGACUCUCUGCCUUUGAUCUUCCAGAAGAUGGCGUCAUCAGGAAAAGUCCUGAAAGAGGCAGGGGAAAGGUUGACCUUCAGGCCUAUCUGAAACAAUGGCAAAAUGAAAUACUCAAGAAGGAGGAAACGAUCAAGGACCUACCGAGAAUUAAUCAGGCUCAGUUCAUCCAGUUCUCCAAGACCCUCUACAAUAUCUUUCACGGUGAUCCCGAGGAGGAGACGCUGUACCGGGCCGUUGCCCACGUGACCAGCCUCCUCCUCAGGAUGGAGGAGGUUGGGCGGAGGCUGCAGGAGCCGAGCAGCCCGCCCCCGGAGGCCACGAAGCCCGUCAGCGCAACCGCUUCUGCAGAGGCGUCUUCAACCGAAGAGGCCUCCAGCAAGCCGGAGGCCUCAGACGCCUCCAGUUCUAACAACAGCCAGGAGGGGGCGACGGAGCAGUCGGACGAGGAUUGGUCGUUUUCCUUCGAGCAGGUCCUGGCCUCGCUGCUCAACGAGCCCACCAUCGUCAGCUUCUUCGAGCGGCACGUCCACAUUCACGCAAAACUAGGACAGGCCAGGGUCGCCCAGCUCAAGCUGAAGGCCAAGAAGUAAAAAGACGUUAAUGGCUCUGACUCAAACCGCAGGUUUAAUUUCCGUUCUCCGGUCAGAUCGGGGAGAGGAUUUUGACGCUGAGAUGGGUUUAAAUUCUGUGUUCAUAUCGUCGAUGAUCCAAAAUAAGGGAAUCUUCAAGAUGCUAGAGUAGGUUCACUGACCAACACAUUCAUCCUGUUCUUAAUUGUAACUCACAACACAGACUUAGAGUAGGCUGAGGGUUGUUCCUCACAUCUCAUUAUGCAUUUCCAUCCUUACUCGCUCACGCAGCUGCACUUUCAAUAGAUUUCAAGUCAGAUUUAAGAAACUGUAUGAUAUAACAUACUGUAUGACACAUGUCUAUAAAAACCAAUAGACUUAGAAUCUGCUUCUGAAUGUUUUGAUGUAUAUUAUCAUUCAGAUUAGUAUUCACUUCUUGCAAUGAAACUACUGUGUAUGAUAGUCUGUCCUUUGACUGGUUCGUUAUGCUCAAUAUUUAAGCUUAGUGUAAGAAACACCAGCUUAGUUAUUAGUUGAAUAGAUCAGUAGUAUAUCGGAUAGAGGACACGUUUUAUUGUUGUUCCUGGAAGCCAUAAACUGAUCAGAGUUAAUCUGACUGAAAAAUUAUACAUUUUGAGAGCAAAAAAUAAUAAAGUGAUUAGACUUUAGUGAAAACAUUUGCAAUAACCAGGGCUAGAUUUAAGAGUCUGGGGGCCCCUGGGCUGAAGCAAGUAGUGGUGUCCUACGCAUAUUAAGGUUUUCCUUGCACAUGUAGAUUACAAUAGAAAGCUAGGUCCAAAUCAUCUUCACAGUUUUCAAAACAGUCUUUGUAUAUGUCUUUUGGGAAAAAAAGAAGAUAAUCUCCUCCAUAAAGGCAUUUCUGAAAAUGUCAGCCUGAAAUGUUAAUGUGAUUAUAUCAGGCCUGUAUAUGGAGACUGAACCGCAGCAAAAGAAACCCCAGCAUCAAACGAGUUAGGCUGGUGACGUCUUCGUUUUCAGACAGUUGUGUAUGGCUGUUCUGCACAAAUCAAAGUAGUUUAAACACACCACAGGGGUCUGAGCGUGGACGUAUUCGUUUGAAAAUUUUCCGACUCCUAUACAGGUAUGUCUCAAUCAAUUGGAAUAUUAUUUCAAAAUUAUUAGAUUUGUGAUUGAGUUCAAAACAUCAGACUCUUAAAGCGAUUCAUUUCACACGGAGCAAUAUAGAGCAAGCGAUAUUUCUGUUUUUUAUGAUUGUGGUUCACACCUGAUAAAAACCCUAAACUCUGUUUCUCCAAAAAAAUUAUGUUAUGUAAGACAAAAUGUAAAAAGGAAAUUGGUUGGAGACUUUAUUGAAAUAUUGUGAUCUAUAUAACUGAGGCAAUAGUGACUUCACUGGGACGUUGCCAAAGAAGCUGGCUGUUCAGAGUGCUGUUGGUGCAUAUGUCAUAUAUGCAUAUUGAUGGAAAGUUAGGUGGAGGGAAAAACUAUUGUGGAAAAAGAUCUAAGGAUUAAGUCCAUUUGAGAAAUUGGGGGAGGUUAACUAGCCGUUGAUUAGACUGAGAGCUUUAAAGAGCCGCCACUCACAGGUGGACCGUUCUGAUCUUGCUUCUGGUUCAGAAACAUCAGAACGGUCCUACCUUAGCAGCGCCACAGGCCGAUUUCCUCCUGGCAACGCUCUGCCAAAGCGGUAACUCGUGCUUAAGGAGCAAAUUAAAUAAAAACGGACCUCAAAACCACGGGGCUCACAGACUUCUGCCCUGGUAAGUCCUGGCUAAACGCUGGCCCUGGCAAUAACAUGCAGCAGAGGGCGCUAAUGUGCCACAACGCAUUCAACUGCUUUGCUUGUCCAGCAGCAGUCCAGGUUAACAUAUUUUUUUUUAACCCAGGCUCAUGCUUGACCAGCAUCACCAGUGAAUUUAGAUCACAGAUUUCUUUAGUAGGUCAAACAUGUGCCUGAAAACCAAGAUAUGUGCGGAUAAACCUGCUGCAUCCUCCUGUGGUGCCGCCUGUGGACUUCACUAUUCAACUUGAUGACGUUUUAGCUACAUGUCGUCGUAACUUUAUCCUCCUCUGUGUCGCUCUGGUGUAUCCGUGAGGCUUCUGUGAACCUCAGUGAGCUCCAGGACUGUUGAAUAAGGAUAUUGUGUUUCAUCAUAUCUCAGGGUGAUUUGCGUAAACAUAAACAAGGUUAAAAAGGGAUAUUUUUCAACCUGAGACACAAAACGGUAUAUGAACAGAAUUCUAUAUUACAGCAUUUACAUAUAGAGCAUGUGUAGCAUAGUUACAGGAUUAGCAAGGCGUCUGCGAGCUGCUUUGCUACCGGGAGCCAGAAUCUGCAGUGUUUUGUUUUCGCUGUUUUUUUUCUCUUCGUAUCUAUUCUGUCUGUGAGCGAUUUGCACAUGUUGUUUAUAGAUUUACAAGCUGUAGAUGUGCCUGUAUCUCAGCCAGAUCUUGUAGGCGGGGGGACUCAACAAAAAAAAAAAGGGGUCAGGACCACUGCAGCAGGGGCUUGUCUCGUCUUCUGGGGGCCAAAUUAAGGAAUAUAAAGCUUUACAGUAUGUGCUUUUUGCCCCCAGAGCUUAGCUUUUAGUUCGUUUUUAGGUGCCUCCUAAAUGAAGCUCUAAUUUUUGUGCUUGCUGUUUUUAAUCAUUUUGCCACUUGCUGAAUAUUUAAAUUUUUUUUUGCCGUUGACUGAUCAGGACUGAAGGACCAACCUCUUGUGUGUUGUUACUUUUACUGCUGAAGGAAGUUUACCAAUUGAUUUUUAAAAUAACCAUUUCUCUUGGGAGAAAAAGAAUAAUAAAUAAACCACGGUUUAUAUGUGCAAUGCAUAAGAAAAUAGUCAAAAUGCAUCAUUGAUGUUUGAGAUGCUAUCACGCCCUAACACUAAAAGUUGAAUAAUAAAUUAUAGACUUCUCAGUGGUGAAUAUCAUCAGACAGUAAUGAGCAUCAGCAGCAGAGUUGAUUAUUUGAAUGUUAUGAAAGCUAUAUUUGGGCAUGGUUUUACUUUAUUAGUAACUGUUUCCCUGCAGUCAUGGUGGAUUCUGGACAUCUUUGAAUGUCAUAAAAUUGCAAACAGCAUCUUAUUAGGAAACAGGAUGUGCAUGGAUUAUGAGUUUGUGCAUGCUUUGCUCUGUCAGUUUCUCUUUAUUAAAAGUAUAUUGAAGUCUUUUUUUAUAUAAGCGCUUUGAUUUAUAGAAUGUUUUCUUUUCUUUGACAGAGUAUUCAUAUCAAACAUUAAUUUAUGCAAAAACGUUCCUUUUUUUUUAAAGCCCAUAAAUGUUGCUGUCCUCUUUACAGAGAAGGGAAAAGCCAAUGCACGGCUCUGGAAACCUCUUGAUUGAACUCUUGUCUUGCUCUACACGUGACGCUUGGAUGUUUGAUUUAUUUGGAUUGGUUUUAUUGUCACCUAAAUGUAUGAGAAUAAAGAGCAGUGAUUUAAUAA